Molecule: messenger RNA, 1563 nt
Organism: Cannabis sativa
Lineage: Eukaryota; Viridiplantae; Streptophyta; Magnoliopsida; Rosales; Cannabaceae
Product: APO protein 3, mitochondrial
Exons: 4
Coding region: 191-1411 (406 amino acids)
Molecular function (GO): RNA binding
Source: RefSeq, a predicted model, not a curated record
AAUUGAGCUAGUUGAAUAAAAUGUGAACAGAACAAACCGAGCAUAGGAUACAUAGAAUCGAAUGGUAAACCCCAGCCACGCCUCGCCCACUCUGCUCCGGUGGGUUCCAAGCUCCACCACCAACCCCUUCAAGCUCUUCAUUCAGUCCAGUAUAUGAUCAGAGUUAAUGGGCCAAUACUUGUGAGUUGCAAUGUUUCACAGACGAGUUCAAAGCAUUUCAUACCUGUUUGAGCUAGUAACCCAAAAAAACUCUUUACAAAAACUGACUGCUAGUGGUGAAAUCGAGCACUCUUAUGUUCGGUUCUCAACUGGGUCUACUCUUACUGAGGUGCCCCGAAAGCUUAAGAGGAACGAGAGAAAGCCAUUAGUUAAAACUUUUAAUGAACUCAAACGCGAGGCUAGAUUGAAGAGAAAAGAAAGAGAUGAUGUGAACGAGAUAAGCCUACAUCCUCCUCAUAACGGGUUGUUAGUUAAGGGUUUAAUCCCGGUUGCUCACAAAGUUUUGGCUGCUAGAUCCGAGCUAGUGUCAUGUGUUUCGAGGGUAGCCAGUAGCAUUGCUAUAUAUUCAUGCAGGUUGUGUGAAGAGGUUCAUGUUGGCCAUCCACCCCAUAAAAUUAGAACAUGUGAUGUUCCCGGUAGCUUAACAAACAAAGUGCAUACUUGGACAAGAGGGGGUGUAGAACAUGUAUUGCCCGUCGUUGAAUCUUUUCAUUUGUAUGACCGAAUAGGAAGAGCCGUUUCACAUAACGAACGGCUUGAAGUGGAUAGGAUCCCUGCAAUUGUUGAAUUGUGCAUUCAAGCUGGGGUGGACAUACCCGAGUACCCUACAAGGAGAAGAACCUGCCCUGUUUAUAGUGUUGCAGGUAGAAUUAUGGAUUUCGAGAAGAAGUUUCCUAAAGAAGAAUCUUUAGGAGAAGAUAUCUAUGCAUAUGGGUUCUGGGAAAAGAAAUCCUCAACACAUCAUAACAAGUCUAUAGAGUUCAAUUCUGACAACUUAAAUGCCAUUGCUACUCGAGGAAUGAAGGCGUGGGAGACAAUGCGGUAUGAAGGAUCGAAACUCAUGGAGAAGUAUGUUGCUCAAACUUGUGGAUACUGUUCAGAGGUUCAAGUUGGUCCUAAAGGUCAUCGAGUAAGGGAUUGUCAAGCUUUCAAGCACCAAAUGAGGGACGGGCAACACGCAUGGCAGGAGGCAACAAUCGAUGACAUAGUUCCUCCCGUGUAUGUCUGGCAUGUUAAGGACUUCGAAAGAGAAGAGCCGUUAGAACAUAGUUUGAGUAGGUACUAUGGUAAAUUACCAGCGGUGGUUGAGCUGUUUGCGCGUGUUGGUGCACGUGUGGGCGAGCAGUACUCGUCUUUGAUGAGGGAAGAUGUUGCAGUACCAGAAUUAGAUGAAUUAAAGUUGGUUGUUUAAGCCUAGGCUGCCUUUGCUGGUGGAACAUAGUUUGAAGUUUGAUUAAGUGUAGUUGCUUGUCAUGUAAGUAAGUGUUUUUGGUCAAAACUUUGUAACCUUUUCUUCAAUUAAUUUAUUAAAUUUUACAAUCUCAUAAAUAAUAAGAAAUAAAA